UAGAAUAAGACGAAUAUAUUUUUUCUCAUUCUAACUUAUUGCACUAGUGCAGCAGUGCAGGAAUAAAAAACAAACCUAUUGUUAUACUGUGUCGUCUGUGUACCUGGAAAACAGCCAAUAUUAACAGUAAAGUUUCGAGGUUAGGUCGGGGACACAGGCACACACUUUCCGUAAGAUUCGAAGUAAAGUUUCAGAGAUAAAUAAUCUGAUUAUUUUUUUUAUCUCUAAAUUAGGAAAGAAUAAUUAAAUUUUGUGAUUUUUAAAUAAUAAAGUUUUUAUAAAGUCUUGUGCAAAAACAACGUACUUUUAAUGUAACGUAUAUAAAAAGCAGUAGUAAUUUUAAACUAGUAUUUAAAUUAGCAAAUUUUUGUUAAAAUAAUUAAAAAUAUUAUUUUAUUUCUUUUUCACGUCAAUGCUUAUGUACUUUUUCUUAGAUUACUAUUACAGGAACAAAAUGCUGCUUACAUAUACACCACUUUUUAUAAAUAUACAAAAAUACACAUUUUUUUUAUAAUUACUUUAUAAAAAUUUACUUAAGAACAGCUAAAUUUAAUUAGUCUUUAUUAAUUUAGAGAUAAUCAGAUUAUUUACUUAUCUUUAUUUAUGGCCUUUGAAUUUUAUGGAAUAUACCAAAACUUAAGCAUUACUUAUAUUUACAAUUUGAGUCUAUUAUAUUGCCUAUGUGCUCUGACCUUUACAAUAAGAUUUGCAUUGUAAAACCCACAUGACUAAGUUAUUAAUUUCUUUAUCAAAUUUCUUCUUACUAAAUAUAAUUGGACGAUAUGGAUCUCUAGAGACUAGACCAAUAAACAGAGAAGCAAGUUGUGAUUUAUGAUGCUGGCUAAGAUCAACUCUAAUUUAUAAAGCCAGGGCUAUAAAAAAAAAGGAAAAAAUAGACGUAGAAGAAAAGGAACAACCAUCUCAUUGUAUUUGAUUCAUUGUAUGAAUGAUAACAUUUAAAAAAGAUGAAAACAACUAAAUUAAAAAAUAAUCUUGAACUUCAUGAUGUAAUUGGUCCUCCUGAUCCAGUUUCGAACCUAAGACCUAUUGUAUUUGCAAGUUCUACAAAGGAAACAUAUUUAGAAAAGAUGCACAGGGACCUUAGGAAAGAAACGCAACAAUGGAACCAGAUAUUUUGGUCUAAACAUAAUAUUAGUUUCAUCGAGGAACGAAAACAAUUUCAACAGAUGUUAAAAGCACAAGGAAAAACAUUAACCGCAGAUGACAUGUCAAUAUUUUAUAAACAAUUUUUAGAUAAAAAUUGGGAAUCUCACUUCAAUUACAACAUUGCGUGGUAUAAACGAAAUUUAAAAAUUUUACUUUUUGGAAUAGCAGCAAAAAUAUCAAAGCUUAAAUUUAAAUAAAUUUAUAUAAUUACAUUAAUUGUGAAACAUUUAUGUAAACAUGUAUACAAAUGAUAUAAUGUUAAGAUUUAAAUAUUUAUAAAAAAGUUACAAUUUCUUUCCUUAUUGUAAUCCAAAAUACUUAUCAAGGAUAUGUCACAUCUCAAAACAUUAUAAAAAAUGUAUAUAUAAAAAUUUCAUAAAUUAUUUUAUCAAUACACUUAAAUAUAUGUAAGAUUUGAGAAUUUUACAUUGGUUUAAGUGGUUUUUUAAUGUAAAAUUAGGUUCUUUAAUAAUUGUUUGCAAGUUUGAUUAGAAUUAGAAGAAAAUAUAUGACACACACGUUAUAACUGACAAAAUUUCUUGUAGUUUUCAAAUUUUAGGCCCAGUUUAAUAUUGCAUUACUACUUUCUGAUCUAUGUAAUCUGGACUAUAUUUCGACAGAUACAUUGUCAUUUAAAAAUCUAUAGCUUAUAUGCAUCAUAUAUUUUCAGUAUUGACAGUGAAUUUCCAAAUGCAACUUUGUUAUUAACAUUUGAAAAAUGUUCCUGUUAGAAUAAAUGAUAAUUUAAAGAUUGA
Molecule: messenger RNA, 1922 nt
Organism: Monomorium pharaonis (pharaoh ant)
Lineage: Eukaryota; Metazoa; Arthropoda; Insecta; Hymenoptera; Formicidae
Gene: Coa8
Product: cytochrome c oxidase assembly factor 8
Exons: 3
Coding region: 966-1364 (132 amino acids)
Biological process (GO): intrinsic apoptotic signaling pathway
Cellular component (GO): mitochondrion
Source: RefSeq, a predicted model, not a curated record